Messenger RNA from Clunio marinus, 423 nucleotides. The record is from the annotation of a GenBank genome assembly. Lineage: Eukaryota; Metazoa; Arthropoda; Insecta; Diptera; Chironomidae.
AUGAAAUUCCUAUUCCGUUCACCAUUGGCACAAAACUUACGGCACGCUUGCGAACACUUGUUGCGAACAGUUGAAGCACUUGUACAUAAAAGUCACUCAUAUCGCAUAGCAUUUGAACGUCAAGGAAUUGAAUCACAAGAAAUUCCCGAUUACAAAGUGAUGUCAAGUGAAAAUAUUGAAGCAAUUAAUUUUAAUAAGAUAACAAAAGAAUUUUUAUCGCGUCCUGAUAUUUCAUAUUACAUGGUUUCACCACUUAAGCCAGCUGGUGCUUUUGCUUCACUUCAAACGAAUGGCUCAAAAUUUCGUCGUAGUAAUCCAAUGUUAUCAUCAAGCGGUGUUAUUGGUAGUGCAGUAAAAUUAGAAGGAUAUUCAAAGCCAAAGUUUCCUACUUUGGUGCUACCAACUACAGGAUCUUUUGGUUGA